Messenger RNA from Nematostella vectensis (starlet sea anemone), 3671 nucleotides. RefSeq names its product glutamate receptor ionotropic, NMDA 1. The record is from RefSeq and is a predicted model, not a curated record. The coding region runs from base 488 to 3445 and encodes 985 amino acids. The transcript has 7 exons. Gene Ontology annotation, biological process: modulation of chemical synaptic transmission; synaptic transmission, glutamatergic; monoatomic ion transport. NCBI's taxonomy places the organism in Eukaryota, Metazoa, Cnidaria, Anthozoa, Actiniaria, Edwardsiidae. Gene Ontology annotation, cellular component: plasma membrane; postsynaptic membrane. Gene Ontology annotation, molecular function: glutamate-gated receptor activity; transmitter-gated monoatomic ion channel activity involved in regulation of postsynaptic membrane potential.
UUGCAAUGUCAGACAAUAAACCACGGUCGGGGUUUACGAAACUCACUAAAAAAAUCAUUAUCCAGGCUUCGCUAGCAUAAACAUGCGGUUUCUUCGGCUGUAACUAUUGUGUUUUCACCUAGGUAUGGGAAAAUCGGAAGAAGAGUUAAAUGCUUUAGCGGCAGGUGCAAAGCCCCGUACUAUAAUUACAACAUACUUGAUGAGAAAGCUGUUUCAAAUGGAAAUUGAGAAAAUGCGUCUCUUCUAAUUUUCGGAGCAGAGUGCGUAUUUUAAUGUAGUUUCUGGGUAACGAUUGACAAGCGAUCUUGUGCUUGGUUCCCACGUAUUCCAAGGGACAUCGAUGCGUUAUCUCACCGAGAACGUGCAGAUAGCGUGAGAGACGCUGACGAAAAACGAGUAGCCGUGGACAAAUUAUCAAAAGGACCGACAACAGAACGAAACUUAACGCUCAAUUUCUUAUCUCACGAAGUUUAGAACACAAACAGCAAUGGAAAUCAAAUUUGUCUUCCUAGGUCUCGCAAUUAUUCUGAGCACCUUAAGCGGACAACAACUACUUGGCAGCAGAGAUAAUUCUACCAUCGAAAUUGCAGUUAUUUUUACUGAAAGAGACUCAAAUGAGAGAAUUCAAGCAAUAGAAGAGGCGACGAUAAAGUUUUGGCAAAUGAACACAAGCCAAACACAAUUCGGAAAUUGGAGGAUCAAUUUUAAGGGCCUUAAUGUCAGCAUUUGCGGUGGAUGUAGUGUUAUGGAAAAACUACGGAAGCUAGAUAAUAACAUGGGGAACAUCAGUUUUUUUGAUGGCGCAGUGUUUCUCACAGUUAACCGUGAUGCUGGUUUGAUGUCAAGUCUUCUGUGCAAUGCAGGAAUAGCCACAAUUGGUUUAUUUGAAGAUAACACAUUUGCUUCUCAGGGUUUGUCAUCGUAUUUCACACGCAUGCGUAGACCUCACAUCUUUUCGUAUGCAUACGUCAUGAAGGAACUAGUAUUAAAAAUGGGUUGGCGCAGAAUCUGCUUGGUAGCGUCCGCUGACCAAGACGGUGUGGAGUUUGCGGGCUACGUGAAAUACUUUGUAGUUAAGAACAAAUGGAAACUUAUCAGUGUUAUAUGGAUUGACAGCGAAACAGAAUCGAGAAUAAACAAGCUUAUUGGGGUUAUAAAUGACACAAAGGCCGAAGUUGUUAUGAUGUAUGGGCGGAAUUCAAAAGCACAGUCAUUUUUCCAAAAAGCAACCACUAAGUUUUCUAAAGAUAACCUUAUUUGGCUAAUAACGGAACAUUUGGGCUACGGGCUGCCUGUGGAUUUAUUACCAACAGGGAUACUCAGAGUAAACCACAGGCAGACCAUGUCAGAGUCACAGCAUCUGAAGGACGUCGACUUAUUGACAGACGCGUUUGGUCUGUUUCUAGAGGGAUUUAAGUUGGCCGCCAGUGAGAUGUGCGGUGCCGGUAUUCAGGCGGGAGAAUGUUUGGAGCAUGUACAGGUCGCUGACUUCAGGCGAAUUUUUACAAGAUACAUACGCGACACCUCAUACCAAGGAAUCAGCGCUGCGUUUGCUGUAACUCAAACAGAGCAAGGAAAACCAAAAAGACCGGUCGAUAUAUGGAACUUACAAAAAGACAGCUUUGGUCACAAGUACUGGACGCAAGUUGGACUCUGGACGCGAUCAGGGCUCGCACUUGACAGGUUCAUGACAAGCACCGGCCCAGUGGAGCCGUAUGUGUUACCUCCCAGGCAAACCCUUAGGGUACCUAUUGUCUCAACGCCUGUAUGGACACAAGUUGGCGAGGCCUACAAAGGCGGCCAACAGGGCGAGGAUAUGUGUAUGAAUGGAGAAUUUUGCUAUAUGUACAAUUCCACCGACAAAACAAAACUUGAAAGGACGACGUUCUGCUGCGUUGGGACGCAAAUAGAUCUUAUAAAACUACUUGAAAGAGAUCUUAAUUUCAAUGCAGAGAUUUACUUUGUACCUGAUGGGAAAUGGGGAACGCAGCUUGCGUCAGAUGAGUGGAACGGUUUGAUGAAUGAACUUGUGACGGGCAAAGGUGACAUCACCGCUUUCUUGGGUAUCAGCAGUCAGAGGCUAGCGGACGUCGAGUUUACGCAGCCGUACUUCACGCUACAGCUGACUAUUCUCGUUAAGACGAUAAACGCAUCCGAGCUAAAUCCGCAAAUACACUGGAAUUUCCAAGACCCGUUUCAUUGGGACCUGUGGGUGAUGGUCAUUGCAUCGUGUAACAUCGUGCUCGUGGUCAUUUGGGCAUUAGACAGGAUGAGCCCUAGAGGACAUCGCAGAAGGCUGAAGAUACUACAACAGGGAAAUGCUCCAGUUGAUAACGGGUUCACUCUUCUCGACUCUAUGAGUUACGUGUGGGGCGUUGCAUUCAGCAAAGAUAUUGGAGCUGAGAAUACUCCGCGAGGACCAAGCGCUCGGUUUGUUUCCAUAUUCUUUGCGUUCAUGGCUUUGAUUCUGGUGAAUACGUACUGUGCCAACCUGACGGCUUUUCUACUCGAAGACAACGUUGUGUUACCAAUCUCAGGGGUGGAGGAUCGAAAGCUAUUAGACACAAGUUUAUACCCGCCCGAUGGGUUUCAGCUAGGAGUGGUCCAGGGAUCGUUCGAGGAAGCUUUCUUCAAAAAUCACAACAAAAAGGAGUUGCAGCUUCUCUACAACGUCAAUAUCAAAAUCAACCUUGUCAAAGGCAUGAACGAGGGGUUUGAUCUCCUACAGAAAGGGAAGCUUGAUGGUCUUGUUGGAGAUGAAGUCUCGUUGCAAUCUCAAGCAAAUGUCGACGACUGCAAGUUUAGUCUGAUCAAAAAGAGCUUUUACAAUCUUGGUGUGGCUUUUGCGUUUCCAAAGGGGUCCCCAUGGGCAAGCGAAGCUACGUUAUCAGUGCUGAAAAACCAAGAGAAUGGUACCCUCGAUCAGAUCCGGAAACUCCGCUUUCCAAAAAACACGUGCCAAAAGCAAAGUGUCCGCAAAUUUGGCAUAGCUGACUUUAGCGGGUUGUUUGUCACAGUUGUCAUAGUGAUUGCAUUCGGUUUGCUCGCUGUGAUCUUCGAAGUUAUUGUGGUCAUCAUCUUAAUGAAAGGGGAGAAAUGUCUCGGAAAGGUUGGCGUGUUCCUUCGAGAAUUUGUCCUCGGUGUCAAAGAGGGCGAUCGUCUGCUCAAUUUUCGUGAGCUCUACAGCUUCUCAAUAACAGAAAAAAGCUGGAAUAUCAACAAGGACAAAAACAAACGGAAAACCAGCCCUGGGGUUUUGGGGUACCAGAAUGGCGGCUUUGUUGUGACGCAUGACGUCAGUGAUGGCGUGACAAGAAGAAUGCGGGAGCGAUUGGACGUUACAGAUGACAUAGAGCUUGAAAUAACUCCCGUAGACUUAAACCCAUUAAAUGAAUUAAAUAGUAACUGCAUCAAUCACAACAGAAAAAACGGCAGUAAAAAAUGAUAAAAAACUGCUUAAUAAUAAACUAUACCGUGUACAAUAUUUAUAGAAAAAAAUGCGAAUAUUGCUUUCCAAAAAAAUCAUGAUGUAUUUCAACAUUACCUAAUUGAACUAAAAGAUUCCGAGCCCUUUAUUGUUACAUUGGAAAUGUAGUGUAAAUCAUAACGAUGGGGUGUUGGGAUCAAUAAAUUGGUAAAAUAAAAAGAAAGUGAACAUUUCCCUUACUCUA